CUUUUCAAAUAUCUCUCAAACUCAACACUGAUUCUCCCAUUAAUCUCAAAGAUAAUUAUAUUUAAUAAGCUUCUUCUGAUUUGUUGGUUUGAUUCUGUGAUUGAAGUGCCACCAGAGCGCCAUGGCUUCCCUUUCAAUCUCUUCAUCUUCGACUAUCAUCAACUCUAGAGCUUCUCCUCCUGGACAAGCCUCCUUCUCUUCUCCCUCGUGUAUUUCACUUCCGAUGCUUCCUCCUAAGCCGCUUCAGUCCACUGCUUACUGUCGGAAGAUUGCGAGGAGGAACGUUCCGACGAGAGCUACCGAAGUUGAAGCUCCGGUCACCGCCGAAGCUGAGACUACAGAGUUGCCGGAAAUCGUCAAGACCGCUCAAGAAGCUUGGGAGAAAGUGGAGGAUAAGUAUGCAAUUGGUUCUCUCGCAUUUGCUGCUUUGCUUGCUCUUUGGGGAUCUACUGGCCUCAUCUCGGCAAUCGACAGGCUUCCGUUGUUUCCUGGUGUUUUUGAACUUGUAGGCAUUGGUUACACUGGGACUUGGUUCAUUUUAUUUAAUGGACCUUUGCAACGUUGUUGUUUUGUUAACACAGUGGUUCGUUUACAAGAACAUGAUCUUCAAACCAGACAGGGAGGUGCUGUUUCAGAAGGUCAAGGAUACAUACAGAGACAUAUUAGGGAGCAGCAGCUGAAUCAGAGGAAGAAGUGUGAGAGACAUUCAUGAAGGAAAAUCAAAAGAAGAAUCUAACACAUGCCUCUCUGUCUCUCUUUGUGCUCCUUGUAGCUCAAAAUAUCAACCACCGUCUUACAUAAGUGUUGUAGAUUCCAUCCUCUCUCUCUCUCUCUCUAUGUGUUCCUUGUAGCUCAAAAUAUCAUCCACUUUAUGUCAAAGUGUUGUAAAUUCUUCAAGACUGCAAUGAUGAGAUGUUUAUUUCAUUC
Brassica napus (rape) is the source of this 927-nucleotide messenger RNA. RefSeq names its product protein CURVATURE THYLAKOID 1B, chloroplastic-like. The transcript has 6 exons. Gene Ontology annotation, cellular component: chloroplast thylakoid membrane; thylakoid. Bases 122 to 712 code for a protein of 196 amino acids. Lineage: Eukaryota; Viridiplantae; Streptophyta; Magnoliopsida; Brassicales; Brassicaceae. The record is from RefSeq and is a predicted model, not a curated record.